CAUCCCGGCCUCCCUUGCUUGUGCCUUGCUGCAGAGUAUGUGUUUAAGCACUGGAAAGACGACGAUUUCUUUGGGUACCAGUUUCUGAAUGGCAUCAACCCCAUCAAGAUCCAGAAAUGCACCAAGAUCCCCGAAAAUUUCCCCGUGACCCAGGAGAUGGUGGCUGGGACUUUAGGGAAGUCCACGACGCUGCCGGAAGAGCUGAAGAAAGGAACCAUAUACCUGGUGGACUACAAGAUCCUGGAGACUGUACCCAGUAUUUCAUUGAACGACAAGCAGCAGUAUAUCGCGGCUCCCCUCUGCUUGCUCCACCAGACACCCAGUGGAGACGUCCUUCCUCUGGCUAUCCAGCUCAGCCAGCGCCCCGGGCCCCAAAGCCCCAUUUUCCUGCCCACCGACGAAGAGUGGAUCUGGACCCUGGCCAAGACCUGGGUGCGCAACGCCGAGUUCCACACCCACGAGGGGAUCGCCCACCUCCUCCGCGGCCACCUGAUGGCCGAGGUCUUCGCGGUGGCCACCCUCCGACAGCUCCCGAUGUGCCACCCGCUGUACAAGCUUCUGAUACCUCACCUCCGUUAUUCCAUCUAUGUCAACGUCUUGGCUCGGACUUACCUGAUUGGCCACAGAGGCACCUAUGAGAGGGCCAUUGCCACUGGGCGCCAGGGAUUAGCUGUGCUUCUCCAGAAAGCCCUGGAGGAGCUGACCUACACCCAGCUUUGCCUUCCGGACGACAUCGAGGCCCGGGGCGUGGGCUCCCUGCGCAAUUACUACUACAGGGACGACGGCCUGAAGAUCUGGGACGCUAUCGGAAGCUUCGUCUCCGGCAUCGUUGGCCUCUACUACAAGAGCGAGGCGUCUGUCCAGGGAGACGGCGAGCUCCAGGCCUGGGUGGGCGAGGUCUUCGCCAAAGGCUUCCUGAGCAAGGCGGCGUCAGGAGUCCCAUCCUCCAUCCGUUCAGCCCCAGAACUCAUCAAGUUCCUGACCAUGGUGAUCUUCACCUGCUCGGCUUAUCAUGCAGCGGUGAAUGGCGGGCAG
Molecule: messenger RNA, 1035 nt
Organism: Python bivittatus (Burmese python)
Lineage: Eukaryota; Metazoa; Chordata; Lepidosauria; Squamata; Pythonidae
Source: RefSeq, a predicted model, not a curated record